AUGUCCAUAAAUAAUGUUGAAUUAGUUGACAACUAUACCGAAGUGUUGGGUAAUAGCCAAGAAAUUCCAUUUUUAUUGGAGCAGACAGAGGCUGUUAAAUUUUCCACACCAACUUCUAGACAACCCUUAUCAAUAUCACUGCGUGAUCCAGUUUCCAGAAAGAUUAAUAUCACAGCUAAUGAUGGGUAUAUGUACCUAACGAAUUUGAGAUUGAUAUAUAUAACAGCCCUGCAAGGUGACAUCGAUAGCUUUCUGAUGGAUAUGAAGGGAGCUCAAGAUUUGCACUUUUCCCAUGCAUUGAAAUCACCGUGGUUUGGCCCGAACUAUUGGGAAUUUAUGUUUCUCAAUGCAAGUAGGCCAAACGUUACAAUCGAUGGAUUGCCGAAGAAUGAGUGGUUUAAGGGUAAGAUCGCAUUUAAUGAUGGUGGAAUAUUUACAUUCGUAGAGAUAAUGAAUCAGGUACUAAAUGAUGCUGCUAAUAAUACUGAAAUCGACGAAGAAUUGCCAAGAUAUACCCCUACAUAA
Molecule: messenger RNA, 525 nt
Organism: Debaryomyces hansenii CBS767
Lineage: Eukaryota; Fungi; Ascomycota; Pichiomycetes; Serinales; Debaryomycetaceae
Exons: 1
Coding region: 1-525 (174 amino acids)
Biological process (GO): positive regulation of DNA-templated transcription
Cellular component (GO): nucleus
Molecular function (GO): transcription coactivator activity; chromatin DNA binding
Source: RefSeq, a predicted model, not a curated record